Molecule: messenger RNA, 356 nt
Organism: Impatiens glandulifera
Lineage: Eukaryota; Viridiplantae; Streptophyta; Magnoliopsida; Ericales; Balsaminaceae
Product: flowering-promoting factor 1-like protein 3
Exons: 1
Coding region: 30-356 (108 amino acids)
Biological process (GO): regulation of flower development
Source: RefSeq, a predicted model, not a curated record
UUAAGAACUUUCAUUAAAUAUAUAUUUAAAUGUCGGGUGUUUGGUUAUUCAAAAACGGUGUGGUUCGUUUGGUGGAGAAUGAAUCGAACCAGGGGUAUAUGCAAAAGAGGAAAGUGUUGGUUCACGUUUCGACGGAUGAAGUAAUCACUUCAUACUCCGUUCUUGCGAAGAAGUUGGCAUCCCUCGGGUGGGAACGCUACUACGAUGAUCCAGACCUCCUUCAGUUUCACAAGAGCUCCACCAUUCACCUCAUCUCCCUUCCCACGGACUUUUGCCGAUUCAAGUCUAUGCACAUGUUCGAUAUUGUUGUUAAGAACAAGAAUGUCUUUGAAGUAAGAGAUAUAAUCAUGAUGUAA